Molecule: messenger RNA, 2056 nt
Organism: Trachemys scripta elegans
Lineage: Eukaryota; Metazoa; Chordata; Testudines; Emydidae
Gene: GRM7
Product: glutamate metabotropic receptor 7
Biological process (GO): regulation of synaptic transmission, glutamatergic; G protein-coupled glutamate receptor signaling pathway
Cellular component (GO): membrane
Molecular function (GO): group III metabotropic glutamate receptor activity
Source: RefSeq, a predicted model, not a curated record
CCUCCCCAGCCCAGCCCAUCCCCUCCCCACCCCACACACCCGAAGGGAAUUUCCCCUCCUCUUCCCAUGAAGGCGCAAGGGUGCCCCGCUGGCCACGCCAGGACAUCUGGCCAUCGCCCGAGCAGCGGCAGCACCAUGAUCCGGCUGGGGAGACUCUUCCAUCUCCUGACUUUGAUCAAGUUGCCGUGCUGCCUGCUGGAGUUUCUCCUCUCUGCGGUGGCUCACGGACAGGAGAUGUACGCCCCCCACUCCAUCCGGAUAGAGGGGGACAUCACCCUGGGGGGGCUCUUUCCCGUCCACGCCAAGGGACCCACCGGAGUGCCUUGCGGGGACAUCAAGAAAGAAAACGGCAUCCACCGGCUCGAGGCGAUGCUGUACGCGCUGGACCAGAUCAACAGCGACCCGGACCUGCUGCCCAACGUGACGCUCGGGGCUCGGAUCUUGGACACUUGUUCCAGGGACACCUAUGCAUUGGAGCAGUCGCUCACUUUUGUCCAGGCGCUGAUCCAGAAGGACACCUCCGACGUGAGGUGCACCAAUGGGGAACCACCGGUCUUUGUCAAGCCAGAGAAAGUAGUUGGAGUGAUUGGGGCAUCUGGAAGUUCAGUGUCCAUUAUGGUAGCGAACAUCUUAAGGCUUUUCCAGAUUCCCCAGAUCAGUUAUGCCUCAACAGCACCAGAAUUAAGUGAUGACAGGCGCUACGAUUUCUUCUCACGAGUGGUCCCUCCAGAUUCCUUCCAAGCACAGGCAAUGGUUGACAUUGUAAAAGCUUUGGGGUGGAAUUACGUGUCAACAUUGGCAUCUGAAGGAAAUUAUGGAGAAAAAGGAGUGGAGUCCUUCAUGCAGAUUUCCAGAGAGGCAGGUGGCCUCUGCAUUGCCCAGUCCCUGAAAAUUCCCCAGGAUCGCAAAGAGAAGACCAUCGACUUUGAUAAAAUUAUCAAGCAGCUCCUGGACACUCCCAAUGCCAGGGCCGUUGUUAUUUUUGCCAACGAUGAGGACAUAAAGCAGAUCCUUGCAGCAGCAAAAAGGGCUGAUCAAGUCGGUCAUUUUCUGUGGGUAGGAUCAGACACUUGGGGCUCCAAAAUAAAUCCGCUAAUUCAGCAAGAAGACAUUGCUGAGGGAGCAAUCACCAUUCUGCCUAAGAGAGCAACCAUAGAGGGAUUUGAUACCUACUUUACCACGCGCACCCUGGAGAAUAAUAGAAGAAAUGUGUGGUUUGCAGAGUAUUGGGAGGAGAACUUCAAUUGCAAGUUAACGAUUAGUGGAUCAAAAAAGGAAGACACAGACCGUAAAUGCACAGGGCAGGAGAGAAUUGGAAAAGAUUCCCAUUAUGAACAAGAGGGGAAAGUUCAGUUUGUGAUUGAUGCUGUGUAUGCCAUGGCUCAUGCCCUCCAUCACAUGAACAAGGAUCUUUGUGCCGAUUACCCUGGGAUCUGUCCGGAGAUGGAACAAGCAGGAGGCAAGAAAUUGCUGAAGUAUAUACGCAAUGUUAACUUUAAUGGCAGUGCUGGCACUCCAGUGAUGUUUAAUAAAAACGGUGAUGCACCGGGGCGCUAUGACAUCUUUCAGUAUCACACAACAAACACCACCACUCCAGGCUACCACCUGGUUGGCCAGUGGACCGAUGACCUGCAGCUCAACCUCUACAUACAAACUACCACACUUACAAUAUCCAUGAACUUAAGUGCUUCAGUGGCCCUGGGGAUGCUUUACAUGCCGAAAGUGUACAUCAUCAUCUUCCAUCCUGAACUAAAUGUCCAGAAACGGAAACGCAGCUUCAAGGCCGUAGUGACGGCAGCGACCAUGUCAUCACGGCUUUCGCACAAAGCUAGCGACAGGCCCAAUGGGGAAGCAAAAACAGAACUUUGUGAAAAUGUAGACCCAAACAAAUGCAUACCACCAGUAAGAAAGAGUGUACAAAAAUCUGUUACUUGGUACACUAUUCCACCUACAGUAUAGCUUUUGCCUGCUUUCCAAGAAGGCCCUGCUGCAAAAAAGAAGUAUGUCAGUUAUAAUAACCUGGUUAUCUAGUCCAUUUCUUCAGACAGAGUUGAGG